Medicago truncatula (barrel medic) is the source of this 2531-nucleotide messenger RNA. Its product is annotated as cysteine-rich receptor-like protein kinase 25. Bases 312 to 2333 code for a protein of 673 amino acids. Gene Ontology annotation, cellular component: plasma membrane. The transcript is spliced from 7 exons. Gene Ontology annotation, biological process: defense response to bacterium; protein phosphorylation. Lineage: Eukaryota; Viridiplantae; Streptophyta; Magnoliopsida; Fabales; Fabaceae. The record is from RefSeq and is a predicted model, not a curated record. Gene Ontology annotation, molecular function: ATP binding; protein serine/threonine kinase activity.
AUUUACGCAACAUAAACAAAAGUAAUGAUGCUAAAAAAAACAGAUUUGUAUCCCAACAUGUCCUUUUAGCACAUACACUCACCACAAAGACUUCUGUGCCAACUCUUGGGAGAAGGAAAAAGUCAUUUACCAAUUCAACUCCAGCAUGUUCCUAACAUUUUGUGGCAGUUCUUAUUAGUCAACAUUUAUGUUCACAAUUACUAUCUAUGCAGUAUAUAGUCACAGAUUCAUUCAAUCACUUACACCAACUCACACGCAACACAAUACAAUUAUAAACAAGGAAAAAUCAAAGAACAUCAAGAGCAAAAAACAUGAUCCAUCAAAAACAAAUGCUGCACCACUUCAAAUUCUCUACCACUGUCUAUGUUUUCUUUUGCUUCACACUAAUUAUAACCAUAAUAACAACUCAAGCAGCUACAGACCUAUCCUUCAUCCAGAGUUACUGUCCAAACACAAACACUUUUUCUUCAAACACAACCUACCAAACAAACCUCAACAAACUUCUUUCUAUUCUUUCAUCCAACUCCACAAACAAAAAUGGUUUCUACUACACCACAGUUGGCGCCAACAACCCCGUAAACACCGUGUACGGUGCCUUUCUCUGCCGUGGAGAUCGCACACAAAAAGAAUGCAAAGACUGUGUUUCUGCAGCAUCCAAUCAAAUCCCUCAAAAAUGUCCUAAAGCAAAAGAAUCAGUUAUUUGGUUAGCUGAAUGCAUGAUACGUUACUCAAACGUUUCAUUCUUCAACGUAGCUGCAGAAGUUCCAGUGCUUGCGCUCAUGAACACUGGAACUGUGAUGGAGCAGAACCGGUUCAUGCAACUUUUAGCGGAUACAAUGAACGCUGCCGCGGUAGAGGCGGUGAAUGGUGGAGGUGACAAGAAGUUUGGAACAAAAGUGGCAAAUUUUUCUAGUUUUCAAACAUUGUAUACACUUGCACAGUGUACACCGGAUUUGUCAAAUUCAGGAUGCGAAAAGUGCCUCAAAAUAGCAACUAAUUAUAUACCAUCUUGCUGUAGUGGAAAACAAGGAGCAAGAGUUCUUAUUCCUAGUUGUAAUAUUAGGUAUGAGUUGUAUCCAUUUUAUCAUGAGUUGAAUGUGCCUGCUCCAGAUGAACCGAGGCCAAAUCCACAAGGAAAAAAAUCACGGAACUCAGUAGUGUUAAUUGUUGCUAUAGUAGCUCCUAUUGUGAUCAUUUUGUUGCUUACAUUGUUUGUCUGCUGGAUCAUAUCUAAAAUGAAAAGAAUAAAGUUCAACUCAGUGCCUCAAGAAAGUGUUGAAAUCUCCAGGGUAGAAUUCUUGCAAUUUGAUUUCGAUACCAUCGCAACGGCCACAAACAACUUCAGUGGUGACAAUAAAUUAGGGGAAGGAGGAUUUGGCGAGGUUUACAAGGGUAUGCUGUUUAAUGGACAAGAGAUUGCUGUGAAGAGGCUAUCAAGAAGUUCUGGUCAAGGCAUAGAAGAAUUCAAGAAUGAGGUCGUUUUGGUAGCCAAACUACAACACAGAAAUCUUGUUAGGAUUCUUGGGUUUUGCUUGGAUGGUGAAGAAAAGAUGCUCAUUUAUGAAUUCAUGCCCAACAAAAGUCUAGACUAUUUUCUAUUUGAUCCUGAAAAAGCACAUCAGAUAAAUUGGCCAAGACGAUACAAGAUAAUAGAAGGAAUUGCCCGUGGAAUGCUUUAUCUUCACGAAGAUUCUCGACUUAGAAUCAUACAUCGCGAUCUUAAAGCUAGUAAUAUAUUAUUAGAUGAGAAUUUAAAUCCCAAAAUUUCAGAUUUUGGGAUGGCAAGAAUAUUUGGUGUUGAUCAAACUCGAGGAAUCACAAACAGAGUUGUUGGAACAUUGGGUUACAUGUCUCCAGAGUAUGCAAUGCACGGAGAAUUUUCUAUCAAAACAGAUGUGUAUAGCUUUGGUGUCCUCGUUCUCGAGAUAAUUACCGGAAAGAAGAUCACAUCCUUUCGCGAAUCAGGCUACGCCGAGGACCUUUUGAGCUAUGCUUGGAAAAAAUGGAAUGAUGGGACACCAUUAGAGUUACUGGACAUGACAUUGAGAGAUUCAUACACAAGUGUUGAAGUAACAAGAUGCAUCCAUGUUGGGUUAUGUUGUGUUCAAGAAGAUCCAGAUCAAAGACCAUCGAUGCAGACAGUAGUUUUACUGCUAAGUAGCCAUUCUGUUACUCUUGAACCACCUCAACGACCAGCGGGUUAUAUUAGUAGCAAAACUGAUCAAAGCUUUGCAACAAAAGAUUUUGAUAGCUCAGACAAGUCUACAUCUAAAAGCCAAUCGGUUGCAGUUUCUGUUGAUGAUGCAUCCAUCACUCAGGUGUACCCUCGAUAGUGCUUCUACUCACUAGGUGUACCAUCUAUGCAGUAGCUUUGGCUGCCCCAUUCUUUUUACUCUUAUUUGAAUAAUUUGGCAUAUCUUGUAAUUAGCUACCCAAUAAAAUAUAUUUAGCUACCACAAAUGUGCUUAUUUGUCAAAAAUUAGUAGAAGUGAGAAAGUCAAAAGAUAUUAAUUUGUUUGAUAGAUGUAUUA